Messenger RNA from Mus musculus (house mouse), 1018 nucleotides. It is a transcript of the gene Selenok, whose product is annotated as selenoprotein K. NCBI's taxonomy places the organism in Eukaryota, Metazoa, Chordata, Mammalia, Rodentia, Muridae. Gene Ontology annotation, molecular function: identical protein binding. The transcript has 5 exons. Gene Ontology annotation, cellular component: plasma membrane; endoplasmic reticulum membrane; endoplasmic reticulum. Gene Ontology annotation, biological process: intrinsic apoptotic signaling pathway in response to endoplasmic reticulum stress; response to oxidative stress. The record is from RefSeq and is marked reviewed.
AUGGGCUCGACCCACCUCUAGCCUGACUUGGGUCUGUCAGUGGCCUGUGACGUACAGGGCGGGGCGGGAGGCUAGGUACGGCGACAACAGGGGCGUCCGGUCUUCUCUGUCGCUAGGAAGCAGGCAACCGGAGGGAAGAUGGUUUACAUCUCGAAUGGUCAGGUGUUGGACAGCAGGAAUCAGUCCCCAUGGAGAGUGUCUUUCCUAACAGACUUCUUCUGGGGAAUAGCAGAAUUCGUGGUUUUCUUUUUCAAAACUCUGCUUCAGCAAGAUGUGAAGAAAAGAAGAGGCUACGGGAGCUCCUCUGAUUCCAGAUACGACGAUGGAAGAGGGCCACCAGGAAACCCUCCACGAAGAAUGGGUAGGAUCAGUCACCUUCGUGGCCCCAGCCCUCCUCCAAUGGCUGGUGGAUGAGGAAGGUAAAUGUCUGCUCUGAGAAGCAGACAACUAGACAUACACACGUGUAGAAGGAAGCCAUCAAGCGGUGAAGAGCGGCUCGUGCAGGAGAAGAUGGUGUAUGUCCAAACAAGGAUUGCUCUGUGUCCCCACAGAUGAAUGAGGUCAUGCUGGGAAUUCCCUCUGCAGGAUCUAGCCUGACUGAUACGCAGUUCUAUAAAUGUACAUGUUUGUCUCCUUAUCUUUUUUUUGUAUAGUUUACUAAAGUAUUAAUAUAGUUUUAAGAAGUAAAUAUUUCUAGGUUGCAAAACUUAAUUGUUCGUCUUUAUAUGAUCAUACCCAAAAUCUUUGAUCCGGAAGAAAUAAAGGCCAUGUAUUUAGUCCUGGAGUUUUGUUUGGUUGGUUUUGUUUGAUUGGUUUUGUUUUUGUCUGGCUUUUCCAAGCCAUCACCCCCUUCUCCAGUGUAUAUAGUUCUGUUAAUUUUGCCUUUUCUCAGCUUUUGAAAUACUGCUCACUGUUACUUUGCUCUCAUUUAUAAAUAAACCAAAACAUAAUUAUUUCAGUAGUACAUGUAAAUUUGCUUUUGAAUUUUUAAUCUUUAAUAUACUUACUUUGUAAAUGC